Molecule: messenger RNA, 1293 nt
Organism: Perkinsus marinus ATCC 50983
Lineage: Eukaryota; Perkinsozoa; Perkinsida; Perkinsidae
Exons: 13
Coding region: 1-1293 (430 amino acids)
Source: RefSeq, a predicted model, not a curated record
AUGGAGACAACGCAACAGUUCAUUGAGCGUAGUCACCACUCUUCCUACGCUGCCAGCAGUCCACGCCGGCUCAAUUCCUCCCAACGGGUUUUCUCAAAUGGAGGACUUCCUGGUCCAGACGAGAUCGAAUUCGUCAGCUCAGAGGCUAUCAAUCAGGUUCAUGAACUCGAAGCCCAGAGGGAUUCCUUGCUGGCUGAGAUGAAGGAGCUUAAGAGAAGACGGCACCAGAACGAGAUAGGAAUUUGGAAGACUACGAACCAGCUGGAUGAAGGCAACCGCCUGGCAGUUGAUCUGGCGAGAAAAUGCGAGAUUUUGGAUCGCGAGAACGCUGCUAAGAGCAAUUCCUUGAAGGGAGCUCGAAGAGACUAUAAUCGAGCUGAAAAAGAAGUCUCUGAGCAAGAGAGGUUCAGCGAGCAGAUGUCGCGGCAACUACUAGACAUCAAGGCCGAGAUCAUCCGUACUAAGCCUCAUAUAUUGUCCGCUCGGAAGCAGCUCGGCGUGGUUGAAACCGAGAAGGAUCGCGUAGUCGCCAGCGUUGGUCGCAUGGAAAGGGAAUAUAGGGCUACUUCAUCACGAAUGAAUGAACUCACACGUCAUAGUGCAGAGCUCACUCGAACUCUGCAGGAGGCUGUGACUGAUGGUAACCUACAUGGAUGUUCUCCUGGCGUGGACUACUGUAUCGGUACAUGUAUCACAGCCCAGGAUUGUGAUAGUAGCGGAGUCAACGCGAGGAGCUACCGAUGCGUCCAUGGCACUCCUGGGUCCUCGGGGUUCCACGGCAUUUGUGUUCAUGAAGCUAGCUUUAAGGACAUGCCUGGAAUGGGAGUGAUGAAGCAGCUGAGUUUCAUGUCACAGUCGAAGUUAGUGCAGCAAGCCCUGCACCCAUCGCGAGUGGGGAGAGUCUUGCAAGAACCAGGGGCCACGGUACAGGAUAACAACAACAACAAACAACGUUUGCAGACAUUAGCAGCAGCGAACGCAGCACUUGACGCCCUAGGACGACGGUAUGGCUUGACGGCGGACCACGAUUAUCAAUCACUGAAGAAACAUCUUAGUGAUUUGGGAAAAGCUCUACCGUCCCCACCACUUUUCGACCCGCCGAAUAUCGAGGACAGCCUGGCGAACGGUGUCAAGGGCGCUGUUCACACGAUGCUUCAUCCCUUGGAAUCGGUCCCUAGUGCGGAGACUCAUUCUCAUUGGCCGCCGCAAGUCUCUGCACCUAGACCGGGUCAUGGUGACAGCUCAAGUCAAACCGUCCAUCAUGCUGGCGGCUUCGUAUACACUAUACAGUGA